This is a messenger RNA of Durusdinium trenchii, 1116 nucleotides long. The record is from the annotation of a GenBank genome assembly. NCBI's taxonomy places the organism in Eukaryota, Dinophyceae, Suessiales, Symbiodiniaceae.
AUGGGCUGUGGAGGGUCGACCGCCGCGAAGGACAAAGACAACUACAGAGGUGAGCACAACCACAAGAAGCCCAGACGACAAUGUACCGUCGGCACUGAAGAGGGUUGGGUUCAAGCAAAGGCUGCAGCGCCUGGUGUAGAUGAUUGGGCCAAGAACCCUAUCAUCAAGCCUCCCAGCUUCCUCAAUUGGAUCGUCGGAGAUCCCACCGUGCAACAAAUCGGUGACGAGAUUCAUAUGUGGACCAAUGGAGCGCUUGCAAACAUUCAACACUACGUGGCGGAUGCCAAAGAUCCUACAAAUUUCAAGCAGCUGGAUGAUUCGAUCAGCGGCUUUGGGACUGUACGACCCUAUGCCUACCUCGAUGAAGCCAAGCAGACUGUAACUUUGUUUUACGAGAAGUACGAGUUCCCAUAUAUUUUUGCGAGCAAGAUCAUGUGUGCUGAAGCAGAGAUCGGAAAGUGGGAGUUCAAGAAUUACACCCCAAUCCUGGAAGCUGAGCUUGAGUGGGGGAAGUAUGGGCAAGCAAGAGUUGGCAAUCCUUUCGUCUUCUACAACGCCGUGAAAGGAAAGUACUGGCUCUACUACUCUGCAAGUGAGAUCCACCUGGAGGACGCCAAUGUGGACGAACCUUUAAAUCUGGGCCUUGCAGAGUCGGACAACCUCACCGGCCCCUACAAGCGCCUCGUGACGGAGCCGCUGGUCAUCCCCAACGAGUUCCCAGGACUCUUCAUCAAGGGUCAUGGAUCUUUGAAGAUGGUCAAGGUGCCCAGUGCAGACAUCGACCAACAUGGUGUAGGUGUUGCCGUUUGCAACAGGCUUACAUACAAUCCAGCGACCAAUCAGACUGGCAGCACUUUGUCUUUGUUGCGCACCACGGACGGUGGCUUCUCGUGGAAGCCGGUGAUCUCCAAGUUCAUUUGUCCUACCUUGGAAGAGAACAGUUGGAAAGAGGCCUUCUGCUAUGGCUUUGAUACGAUCCAAAAUCCAAAUGAUCCCGAGUCGAUCUUGAUCUACUACAACGCACGCAAUGGUUGGAAGGAUGCGAUGGAGCAAGUGGGUGUCUCUCGGUUUCCCUUGGAGAUGGUGGUCGAUGCGAGGAAGGGCAACUCCUGCUGA